Molecule: messenger RNA, 825 nt
Organism: Menidia menidia (Atlantic silverside)
Lineage: Eukaryota; Metazoa; Chordata; Actinopteri; Atheriniformes; Atherinopsidae
Source: the annotation of a GenBank genome assembly
AUGGAUAAGCUCACCGUCAUAUCGGGGUGCCUGUUCCUGGCCGCGGACAUCUUCGCCAUCGCCAGCAUCGUCAGCUCGGACUGGAUCAACACCGGAGAGUCCGCCGGUAGGGUGCCGCCGCCGCCUCAAGUCGGGCGACACGAAAAGUCCGUUUUUGGUAACAGUUUUGCCGUAAACAAUAUUAGUCAGUCCGAAAAAGGCGAGCGCGUGCGUUGCCGGGAGGCGCCUGAGGUCCUCCUUCCUGACAUCACCUCAGCCGCCAGGCUUUAUGAGACGGGAGGCCGCUUCCGCCCCGUGAUGCUCUGCCGCUUAGUGCCAGAAGCCCCGGCCCGCUUGACGUCACCCCCCGUGACGCUUAACUUCGCAGCUCAGAGAAAAGCAGGAGAUAAGUGGGUGUUGUUCUGUUCCGCAGGCUCUCUGACCGUUGGUCUCAUCCGGCAGUGCCAAACCAUCCACGGCCGCCAUCGGACCUGCAUCCCUCCCCAGCUCCCGCGAGAGUGGAUGACCACGCUCUUCUUCAUCAUCCUGGGUAUCGUCUCUCUUAGCAUCACCUGUGGGCUGCUGGUGAUGUCACACUGGCACCAGGGGGCCACGCGCUAUGCCCGAUGGAUCGCCUUUACAGGGAUGGUCCUGUUCUGUAUGGCUGCUCUCAUAUUCCCGAUGGGCUUCUACAUCAGCGAGGUGGGAGGACAGCCGUACAAGCUGCCCAACAACACCAUGGUGGGCUCCUCCUACGUGCUCUUCAUCCUCUCCAUCUUCUUCACCAUAGUGGGACUGCUGUUUGCUGGGAAGGUGAAGCUGCAGGAGGAAGAGCAGGAGCUCUGA